AACGUCUAUUUACUUUUCAGUUAUUCCUUCGCGAGGUCUCAAAGAGAGUGGUCGUGUUAUAAAUAGGUUGAAAUAUAUUCGCGAGUGAAAAUGGGGUGUUUGUUAAAUACAGUGACUAUUUUUCUACUUGUUGGUUUGACGAAGUCUUCAACGCACACCUACAAAGCUGGGACCGUGAGCAGCACGCAAUGCAGCUUGGAUGCGUGUGCGCAGCUCGUCCAGAAUGCGGCUAAAGCUAAUGUUGACGUAUUGGUGCUGCCUGUCCCUGACAUUUUCAGAUCUGCUCAGAAAGAUAAUUAUGAUGAGGCAGUGAAAGUAAUCUCAAGGUUGGCGAAGGACAACAAAAUCUACGUGGUCUCACAUUUGCUGGAGAAGGUGCGAUGCCAGGAGAAGAAUGAAAUUAUCAGGAGUAACCUGGUUUUCGAUCGUCAAGGGAGCGUCGUUUCUAUCUAUAGAAAGCCCCUGGACCCCACAGCCACCUGCAACGUCACUACCACCGAAACCACCUUCGUUACCGAUUUCGGAGUCACCUUCGGCGUGCUGAUGCCAGAGGAUUUGGUGCUGAGAAACCUCCAGGGGAAGAACUUCGUAGUGGCAGGCGAGUGGGGAUCAGAGAUUCCAGUUCUUGCAGCUCCGCAAUUCUUCAAAUCCUGGGCCUUCACCACGAAUGUGAACCUGGUGUCGUCGUUUGGAGUAUUCGCUGGGAAGGCUGGAGAAACCGGCCAUGGAACUGACUUCAUUGUUGCUGAACUGAAGAAGGAUGGAGAAUACACUAUCAACGCCCCUAUUGCCACCACAUCUCCACACGUCCAGGACCUGAGCCAGUAUGUCAUCAAGCCCCUGGACCUUACAAACCAGGAUGUGCGGGAGACUGUGUGCCAUGGACAAUUCUGCUGCCAGUUCCACGUCAAGACCAGUGCCUCUGUUGGGGAACUGAAGUUCGGCGCCGCCGCGUUUGAAGGCGUCCGCCAUUACGGAGGUGGUCAAAACAUCGGCACGCAGGAAUGCGCCCUUCUGCUCUGCAAUGGAAGCUACAAGAGGUCUUGUGAUAUUGGAUCCAUCAAUAACACCAACGUCAUAUUCGAUGAAGUCUCCAUCACCGCUAACUUCAAACCUACAGAAUCUGCUCAGUUCCCGAUCAUCCUGUCAACCGACUCUCUGUCAAACAGCCAAUUCCAGUUUGACAGCAAACAUGAAAACAAUACCAGCCAAGUAACUGUCAAAUUGUACGAAGGACAAAAUCUUUUGAACUUCGGUAUUUUUGGGAGAGAUUUCUCAAAGGACUACGUAGGGAAAACUGUGAUCUAUGGUAAUGAUGAUGGAUUGACGUACAAGAUCUACGAGUACAUUAACAGUGAUGAGGUCCUAGAGUUCUGUGAUUAUGUCUGGAUCCGGUUGAGGGUGCUUAUUUUCGUUGUUUCUAUCUAUGUUUUGGAAAUGAUGUAAAUAUAAGUUCACAUUUGUAUGUAAUUAAGUAUGUUUUUACAAAAAUAUAGCGUGCCAUUUUUUUUGCACUCAUAAAAAAAACGUUUUUUUAAAUUUGUAAUAUGUUAAUGUUUAAACAAUGAAACGAAGCUAAUAUACAUUUUUUUUUAUAUUAUAGGACAUUAUAUUUGGAUUUUAUAAAAAAAAUAUACAGUUGGCAUGCAUACAACUGUUGAUAAAUUUAAACCUUCAACUUGUUAUUUUGUAAGCUUUUAGCUAAAACUCAUAGCACGUCUGAAAUUCCUGGUUUUGCAUUUAAUUUUAAAAAUAUCCCAGAUUUAUUUUCUUGAGGUUUCGUUUAUAAGUCUACCUAUUUUUUAAUUAUAGAAAAUAUUUAGGUACGUAGCCAAAACGUUUUGGUUAUUAACUAAAAUUAAAUUAUUAAACCUUUUGCUUAGAAUAUAUAUUCGCAAAAAUCCCAAGGUUAGGUUAAAGAGCAAUGUUCGCACAUAUUUGGGAAAUACCGCAGAUUUUAUUUGGCAUAAUUUAUUUCUGUAGGUAACUAUUGUAUUGUUUUGGCGAUGAACGUGACGGUGUUUUUUAAGUCACGUUUUCAUUCACAUGUAAGAUUUAAGGAAUUUGUAGUUUAUUUUUAGGUAAAUAAAAAAAAGCUAUGUUUAUUGUACAAGUACCUCAUUAAUGCUAUGUUCCAUUUUGAAACCCCAAAAUGGUAUAUCAUCGUAUGUAAAUAUUGUUACUUAUAUUGAAAAUGUCAGUUAUGAUAUUUUAAGAAUUAUGAUUUUAAGAUUUUUAAGUACUACCUACUUGUACUUAGUUAUCAAAAUUAAUUCAGCUUACAUUUUAUAACAUUUAAGAAUACCUAUAUCCAUAAACAUGCUUUAUGUAGCCGUACAUACAUGCUACAAAUGCUAUGUUAAUCCUAUGUAUCGAAUAGGGAAAACUACCCAUUAAGAGGCUGUCAAUACCUAAAGCGCGUACACUGUCUAUUUGUAUCGGAGUAAGUGAGAUAGCACUGUCGCAUGUUACUGGGCCUGGGCAAAAGAAUAAUAAGAAAAAUAUUUAAAUAAAAAAAAGUGGAUUAUUAGUGUAAUAUUUUACUAAAUAGCGGUUUAGAUAUAAAUGUUUUGAAAUUGUGAUUUUAAUUGCAGACCCAUAAGUCAAAACAAUAAAGACAUAGAACCGUUUAAUUGUAAUUUUAAGACCAAUAUUUGCAAUUAUUUUCUAUCGAGCCGAUUUCGUUCAAUCAUGUAUCGAGUACAACCACGGUCUUUGAAAUAUAAUUAAUAUGAACGUAUAUUUUUCUUACUUGACUAAAACAAAUAGUCUUUCUUAAAAAACUGUUUAAGUACCAUCAAUUUCAAGGACAUUGGGUGUGGACAGCCUCUUAACGUAAAUUCUGUAACAACUGGAUACCAAAGUUUGGUGCCAAUUAAUGGGUAUUUUACCCUAUAGUUUUAUAUCUGAAAAAUAUUAAGUUAAGUCGGCUGUGUAAAUGUUAUUGUGUGUUUUUAUGGUAAACGACUGAAUACUGUGAUAUUAGAUUACUAGAUCCUACGCAUGGGUGGAAAUAAAGAUCGUUUAACAUUUAUAA
Molecule: messenger RNA, 3037 nt
Organism: Cydia pomonella (codling moth)
Lineage: Eukaryota; Metazoa; Arthropoda; Insecta; Lepidoptera; Tortricidae
Product: vanin-like protein 1
Exons: 9
Coding region: 91-1446 (451 amino acids)
Source: RefSeq, a predicted model, not a curated record